Messenger RNA from Penicilliopsis zonata CBS 506.65, 957 nucleotides. RefSeq lists its product as hypothetical. Lineage: Eukaryota; Fungi; Ascomycota; Eurotiomycetes; Eurotiales; Aspergillaceae. The transcript has a single exon. The record is from RefSeq and is a predicted model, not a curated record. The coding region runs from base 1 to 957 and encodes 318 amino acids.
AUGGACCCCACUCGGCCACGCCUGCAAGACCUGGCCCGCGAUGGCCACGCCUUUGGCCUCCCCUGGUCCAACCAAGUCAAAAUGCCCCUGACAGGCUUCGAGUCCAGCCGGGUCGAAGACGCCACGCGCGGGCCCUGGCUGCUCUCCUCACCGUUCGAUCUCUCCGAGGCGAGUCUCACCACGCUUUUACCAGAGACCGGCUCGUGGACGGCAAGUUUUCGCGACGGAUUCAGCACCCACGCCAGCUCCAGCCACGAACACUUGAGCGCCAGUCUCGGCCUCACCGUCGGCUGUCCCUUCCUCAGCGCCUCGGUCAGCGCCGAGUACGACCGCACGGUCCAAAACAACGAGAACGGCGUCCAGGCGUCGCGCCACUCCAGCUACCGCGUCGGGCGGGUUAUCCUCGACACUGUUCCCCCGCUUUCAGUGCACGCCGUGGCGCUUCUGCAGGGCCCGCGGGGGGAGACGCGCUUCCGCGAACUGUACGGCGAUUACUAUGUCUGCGCGUACGAGCUCGGCGCCGAUGCAGGAGCCUGUCUGUCGGCAUCGGUCGAGUCGUCGUCGCUGGAGGAGCGCGUCACCCUGACUGUCACCGUCAAGGCGCUCUUUGCCAGCGAGAGCGUCAGCACCACCGAGACCUCAUCGUCUACCAGCUCCUCUUCCCUCAUGACCUUCUGCGGAUACAACACGCUCGCCCCCUCGCUGCCGGCCUAUACCCUUCGUGGGCUCGGGGGCGACGCCCAGCUCCAGCUGCAACAGACGACGGCCGCACAGCUCGCAAAGGUGGCAACGCUCGAUCAAGAACUGCGGGGGCGACUGGGCGGGCUGGGGCUAGCCGAUGGCCACCGUCUGGCCUUGCCGGCGUGUGCUGCACUUUGUCGAUCGGGGGUGGUAGUACAGCUGCUUCUGGCCCCUUUCCGGAGGCUUACCGAGUACGCCAGACUCGUAAAAGCAUGA